Molecule: messenger RNA, 5020 nt
Organism: Cyprinodon variegatus (sheepshead minnow)
Lineage: Eukaryota; Metazoa; Chordata; Actinopteri; Cyprinodontiformes; Cyprinodontidae
Gene: rbm27
Product: RNA binding motif protein 27
Exons: 20
Coding region: 145-2976 (943 amino acids)
Biological process (GO): mRNA processing
Cellular component (GO): nucleus
Molecular function (GO): RNA binding; metal ion binding
Source: RefSeq, a predicted model, not a curated record
CAUGUCGAAAAGCCGUAAAACGGUGCGUACGACCUGCCAGAAGAGAAGACAGAAGGCCUUAAAGCUUACAAAAGUGUAGACGAUGAAACUAGGAUUGACAAGGCAUACUUUAUAUUUAUAGGCAGUAUUAAAGUCCUUUUCACGAUGAUAAUAGAAAAUGUGGAUGCCUUGAAGUCGUGGCUUGCUAAACUUCUGGAGCCGAUAUGUGAAGCUGAUCCCUCUGCCUUGGCCAACUAUGUGGUGGCACUUGUGAAGAAAGACAAACCAGAGAAGGAGCUGAAAGCCCUUUGUGCUGACCAGCUCGAUGUUUUCCUACAAAAGGAAACUGUGAAGUUUGUUGAUAGCCUUUUUGAGUCGUUAACAACAAAAAACUACCUGGGUAACCCUGCUGCUAAGGAGGCUCCAAAAGAGGAGGUUAAACCUGCUGCAAACAAGGCUGACGUCGUUGAGGCUGAAACUCCAGAGGAGGAGAGAGAAAACAGACGCAGGAGGAGUCCCCUGAGAAACCGCCCUGACUUAAACGAAUCCAGGCAAGGCUAUUUCUUUCUAACUCUAUUUAUUAUUGUUGCUGCAUUUUUACAGCAGCAGCUUCCACCGCCUCUCCUGCCCCUUCCUACCCCUCCACACCCCUUCUCCUCCGCUUCUUCAUCCGCCGGGGUCUCAGGAGCCGGAGGGGUUCCUAUAGUGACACCGGCCCACCUGCCUGACAGCACUACAGACAGCUGGUCCAUCUACUACAGCGCCCAGAGGCAGGAUGGCAUCGGGAAGCCCUUCAGCAGCAAGAAUACUCAUCUCAAGCAGCGAUGCAGGGAUUAUGAUGAAAAAGGAUUCUGUGUCCGUGGAGACCUUUGCCCCUUCGAUCACGGCAACGACCCUCUCAUCGUCGACGACGUCACCCUGCCCAAAAUGAUUCCUUUCCCUCCUCCUCCCGUCAUGCCUCCUGCCGGUUUGCCUAUGCCCCCGAUCACUGAGCCGCCCCCCUCGCUCAGGUUACCUGUGAUGCCCCCCUACCCCCAGCCACCGCCACCAGGUGUCUUCCCGAUGACAGGACCCCCACUGAUAGCUACCAGUGGGAUCGAUACCCCCAACCAUCAAUCUGCAAUCACUUCUUCUCCCCCCAUUGGACCACCCGGAGUGGGGCUCCCACCUACUCUUCCUCCUCCUCCUCCUCCUGUUCCUCCUCAGCCUCCCUCCUCGUCUUCAUCUGUGUCUCUGAGGCCCCAAUAUGUCCAGUCUGAAUAUAACUAUGAUCCAGAAGGCUACAACCCAGAAUCCCCAGGACUGACUGGUGCAGGCCGUAAUUCUUAUCGCCAGUUUAUCCCCAGAGUCCAAAGCCAACGCUCUAACCUCAUUGGUCUCACUUCUAGUGAAGGACAAGUUUGCAGAGUUGCUCGGUGUUUGACUGCAAGAAGGGCGGACCGCAGCCGACGCGACCAUCCUCCUCUCAGCAGCCCACCAAACUUUAUCGGUCAAGAUAAAAAUGUUUUUCCAAAGAGGAACCACUAUGUGAACACGAAGCUGGAGGUGCGCAAGAUCCCACGGGAACUAAAUAACAUCACGAAGCUCAAUGAGCAUUUUAGCAAGUUUGGAACAAUCGUCAACAUACAGGUGGUGUUUGGUGGCGACCCGGAGGCAGCGCUGAUCCAGUACACAAAGAAUGAGGAGGCCAGACGGGCCAUAUCCAGCACACAGGCCGUCCUCAACAACCGCUUCAUCCGUGUGUACUGGCACCGCGAGCCCUGCACCAACACUGCGGGUCAAGAGCAGAACCCAGGGACACAGGGGCCAGCCUCGGCCCCGGGCCAAGGCCUGCAGCACGGCAACAUGCAUAAGGGGAUCAAACAACACAGUCCAGGUGCCUACGUACUGAACAACACUGUACCAAAGCAUCCCCUGAAUGCAGCACCUGGAACCACAAAUGUCAUAAAGAGCGAUGGCCUGAAUCCAAACUCAGACCCUCUCAUUGUUCCCCCUAACACACAGAAAGGUCCCUUCCCCGCUACAGCCCCCAAAUCUUCCUCAAAGAGUCUCGGGAAAACUGGAAAAGCGCUAGAAGCUCAAGAAGCUAUGAAAAAGAAGCAGGAGGCAAUGAAACUCCAACAGGACAUGAGGAAGAAGAAACAGGAGAUGCUGAAGGCACAGAUCGAUUGUCAGAAAGUGCUGAUUAACCGCUUGGAGAAAAACCGUACUAUGAAGCCUGAGGAGCGGGCCAACAUCAUGAAAACCCUGAAGGAGCUAACGGAGAAGAUUACGCAGCUGCAGAAUGAAAUGAACCCCUCCCCUCAGGUCUCAAGUGGCAAAACCCCUCACAACCAACCCAAGACCAAAACUGAUGCCCAGAAAGAGUUGCUUGAUGCUGAAUUAGACUUUCAUAAAAAGAUGAGCUCUGGAGAAGACACCACAGACCUUAAGAGAAAACUUGGACAGCUACAGGUGGAGGCAAAACGACUUGGUCUGAUCCCACCGACGGGUCGGGGCCGAGGCCGCGGGAAGAUGGCGCUGGAUCCCGGCGCGAUGCACAUGGGGCGCGGCAGGAGCCGAAGCCGGGAGAUGAUGGCUCGCGGUGGGGUUGUGAACCGCAUGGUUGUGGACCACAGAACCAGAACGCUUGCCAUUUUAGGAGUCACACAGGAGGAAAAGGAAGAGCUAAUGCCGCAUUUUGUAGAUUUUGGUGAAAUCGAAGAACUCCGUGACCAAGAUGCCAACACAGUCAUCAUGACUUUUAAGACGCGAGGCGAAGCAGAGAAUGCAGCCAAUCAGGGAGCCAAGUUCAAAGGUCGCGUUCUUCAGAUUUCUUGGUACAAGCCCAAGACGUCGUCUGUCACGUCCGAGCCUGAGGUGGAAGAGGCUAAAGAUGAGGAGAAGAAGGAAUCGAGCUCCUACCUUCCAGGAAACAACGCAGGGGGGGAGGACGAAGAGGAGGAAGAGGACGACGAUGAAGACGACGAGUACGAGAGCCGAUCUUGGAGACGAUAAGACAGAUUUGUCCCUGCAUGCCCUCCAGUGGAUUCUGUUCUUUUCUCUCCUGCAUACAAGGAAACUGUUAUUUUGGGUUGUUUUUUUAUUUCUUUACAUUACUUUUAGACUUGAAUUAAUGGAAAACAUCUUUAGUUUUUCAGAGGGUCGUUAGUUUUUUUUAGCCCUCAGUGAAACAUGUAGAACGUCUCACUUCUGCUGAGAGUGAUAAAUGUUUUGUUCUUAUAGAUGGAAAACAAAUCUAUGUAUGUUUUAGUGUGCUUAUCAAAUGAUUAAUAUCAGUAAUGCACAACAUUUGUGUCUACUGUGAAUAGGUAUUUUUAUACAUACUGUAUUUAAGCUCUUUUUCUCACCAGUUUUUUGUAUAAAACAAAAGAAAUGAAACGAUCUCACCCUCACUUCAGGGACAGUCAUUCCAUCACCAGUAGAAGGCUUUCUAUUGCUUCCAGAGAGAUUAUUUUUCCACCACAUGGAUAAACUGUGUUGUUCUUGGUAUGGUUUCCACUUUCACUUUACUCUCAGUGUAACUUUCGUUCGGUAAAACUUAGUUCCAAAAUUGAAGAAUUGAUCAGAUAUAUUUUAACUCGCCCAACACUUUUAGGUGAGUGCAGGCGCUGAGCGAUCCCGGCGUAGUUGAUCAGUGUUUACAAAUAACAGUCUCUGUGUCAACCUGACAGUUUUGUAGCAUAUAUCCUGAUUUUCCCCACCUUUUUUUCCCCCGAUGUGAAAAAACACGCAUUUAAGAGGGUGUAAAUGUCUCGCUUUUUGAACUAAGGCUCCAACAUUUCCAAAAUAUGACAUCCAUAGACAGGUGUUUGAAUGUAGUACUUAACAGUUGAUUUUAUGAUAAAAGAAAAUAUGUGUGUAAUUUCUUUGCCUUAAACUAUCAGCGGAUCGCUGAGUUUUUACAGGAUUUGUGAUUUACUUUUGUAAAUUUUGUAAAUGAAGAGAAAUUACUGUUAAGAUUUGCAUCUUUUUUUGUUGUUUUUUUUUUUUCUCUUAAAUGGCAGGAUUGUAUCAGUAGAAGAGUUCAAACAAGUGCACAGUUUAGAAUAUGAGUUGGACAGUCUUCAUUUUUACCCUUCAUCUAAGUAAAAACUUUGCUCUAAAGAAGCUCUCUGAGCUGCUCUCAGUUAAAACACUCUUUUUAAAGACCUCCAAGUCGUUCAGCACAGCGUAACGUUUUGUUUUUUUGCAUAAAGUGCAGCGCUAGUGUUGUAGUCUACACCACACCAAGCCAGAAAGAGUACCAAGACAAGGUCAAGACCUUAUAUGGACUUGUCUUGGUUUGUGUGGUCUUGAUUACACCACUAUGCAGCGCUGCCGCAUGUUGUCAGUGUUGGUUUUCUAGCUGGAUAAAGGAAGAUUUUGCCCCGUUUUUGCGUUUUUUAACCUUUUCUGUGAUGCAGAGUUAUUAGAAUGGGAGCUCAGUUUGUUUUUUGUUUUUUUAUACAUUAACUCAGUAAGAUUGCAAUACCCCUACAACAAAUUGUUUACAUUCAGCUUCCUAGAACUAACUUGGUCGACCAGUAAAGACAGAAUGAAGCCAAAUUAAAGGUGAGAUUAAUUUAUUAGCAGGUAUAUUUCCUGCAUGUAAAUACAUUUAGCUCCAGAGCGGCGGUAUCACUUAAGAGGAUGGGAAACUGUUUCAAACAAGUUUGUCAGUCUCGGUGAGAGAUUAAUACGUUUCAUUGUAGACCUUUCCACUUUGCCACAGAGGUUUGUCAUUUUUGUUUUUUCUUUAAUUAUCUAAAAUACAGAUUCAGAGUGUCACUCAGUUUCUGUUCCAACUUCUGUUAUGCUAUCACUCAAUAGUGUACAAAUGUAAAAUGUGUAUUGGAUAACAGUUUUGGAUUUGUUACUGUUUAUAUUUGCAGGAUGUGUGUGUAUUUUUUUUUUCAUGUAUUUUAUUUGUAUAAAAUUGAUUUAUAAUUUACUAGCAUGUUUGCUUUUGCCAAUAAAGACAAAGGAAUGGGGUGCUUGUAAGAUAAUACCAAAAAAAACUAAAUAUAAAUAAUUGGAUUGGGAAAAAAAAAAACAAUCU